Messenger RNA from Paramacrobiotus metropolitanus, 2144 nucleotides. RefSeq names its product cell cycle control protein 50A-like. NCBI's taxonomy places the organism in Eukaryota, Metazoa, Tardigrada, Eutardigrada, Parachela, Macrobiotidae. The transcript has 8 exons. The coding region runs from base 225 to 1859 and encodes 544 amino acids. Gene Ontology annotation, cellular component: plasma membrane; Golgi apparatus; endoplasmic reticulum. The record is from RefSeq and is a predicted model, not a curated record.
AAAACGUAAAUUUUUUGUCAACUUCUGGCAUGAGAACUAUCAAUUGUACAUUUGUACGGCCCUGAUUUGUGAUUUAUUUCGUACUGUAUCUGUAUGUUGAAAUAAUACAAAAAAUAAUUUUGACAUAAUUCAGAGCCGUGUUUUCUAGUGUUUUAUAUAAUGAAUAUAUUUUUACGGCGUUAUUUGUGAUUUCUUCUCCGUUAUCUUGGCCUUGAAGUGACAACAUGGAGCAGGCACCAGCUCAACAAGAGGUGCGCAUCGCUGCUGGCUCCAGCAAUGCUGCUGGGGGCACUCCCGCGUCUGCCCCCGCUCCUGCCCAGCAAGAGGGAGCCAAGAGCAGGAAACCUGCCAAUACGCGAUUCAAGCAGCAGCAGUUACCCGCGUGGCAGCCUAUGUUGACUGCGCGAUCAGUCUUGCCUUUUCUCGUUGCCAUUGGUUUGGCCUUCAUUCCCAUCGGUAUCGCGCUAUACCUUUCCGCCAGUAAUGUUGUAGAGGUGAUUACAGAGUACACCGACUGCAUGGCACCGAAUAAGGAACCGUGCUCCAACGAGACUUACAUCCAGCCAAACUGCGUCUGUGAAAUGCAUGUUUAUUUGGAUCGCCAUAUGGGGGGUCCCGUAUUUAUGUACUAUGCUAUGGAAAACUUUUUCCAAAAUCAUCGAAAAUAUGUAAAAUCGCGGGAUGAUAAUCAGCUGAUGGGCGAAUGGAACGAUCCGAACUCUGGAAAACUGCCCAGUACAGAUUGUGCGCCGUUCGACAAAAUCGGCUCAGAGGGAAAUUAUCAAGCAUACCUACCUUGCGGAGCCAUCGCAAACAGCCUUUUUAACGACAGUAUCCAGUUAUUCUAUUCGGCUAAUAAUACCAAAAUACCUGUUCACCUGGAGAAAACGGAUAUCGCAUGGAACUCCGACCGUAGAGUCAAAUUUCAAAAUCCGAAUGUUACCGACAAGACAUUAAAAGAAAUUAUGGAGUCUAGAAAGUUAAUCAGUCCAAAGAACUGGCAAGUUCCCUUAUGGAAUCUGGAUAAUCAGACCAAUUCGAAUAAUGGGCUGCAAAACGAAGAUUUGAUCGUCUGGAUGCGCACGGCAGCUUUUCCUUCGUUUCGAAAGCUGUAUCGGCGAAUAAACCAUACCGACGAACAGUUCAAAGACGGGUUAAAGCCGGGAAACUAUACUUUCCUCAUCAAUUACAAUUAUCCAGUGAAAGGAUUUGAAGGAAAGAAGUUCGUCGUCCUGUCGUCUGUUUCGUGGAUUGGUGGAAGAAAUAUUUUCCUUGGCGUUGCAUACAUGACCGUUGGAUCCAUUUGCAUCGUUUUGGCACUUGUGUUCUUCCUCAUACACAUCAAAUUCGGAAAGAAAUGUCGAGAUUACGACAACUGUCGGUGUUUGUAUCACAAUGUGAAUAAUAUCUGGUUGCCGGAGAGCGGAUGUCUGUACGACUAUGAAGCGUCGCGAAUGUCCAUGAUGUCAGAUAUUGCACGAGAAUUCACGGUGUACGAUGAUACAAAAACCAAAGGACCCACUGAAGUGUCGGUGGGGAAACAGAACAACUACACUGGCGCCAGUAAAUACAAACAACUGCAAAAUCAGAUCGAAGAAACUGGACACGAAAAUAACAGUGCGAAUGGUGUUGUACAUGGCGAAAGCGAAAUUGAGACGCUACAGCUGAAUUUGUUGCACGAAGCAGGAAAGGAAGGCGAUGAGCAGUUUCAGAAAAGUGGCGGAGAUGGCCAACAGACAGCUGAUGACAAGCUCGACGUCGCGGUGCUGCGUGAGACCGCCAGCCAGAACGAAAUCCGUGCCCGGAAACGGAUGACCUUACCAUUAGUUACCAAUGGCCAGCCGGUGUUAGUUGAUUAAAACAACAGUAAUGGUACGUAAUUAAUACUAUUAGCACAAUAGAUUAAAGCCAGUUGUGAUACUACACUUUUUUAAACCUGUGUAAUCUGUGCAUCUUUGCAAAAAAUGCUACGAAAGACAGCUUGUCCUGUGAUACUUGAGAUGUGUUUUUAUGAAAAUUAUGUGGAGAUUGUAGUAUUGCCAUGAACCUGUCGGUAAGCAUUUUGUUCUGCUUUCCAUGCGUGUUUUCUCAGUUCGCGGGAAUUAAUUUAUGUGUGCAACCGCAUUACCUUUGCCGCGAAUAUG